UUAGAAAUGUUGUCAAUUCUCGUAAAUCUGUAUAAUAUGGGCAAAACUGCCAAACGUGGUAACUUUUAGUCAUUUUGGAAAGAAAUAAAAAUAUAAAUGAACACAAUCCUCUGAAACUUUCAUACAUUAUUUAGUACAUUUUGAGAGUUGAAAACAUAAUCUUGCAUGAUAAAAUUAAAUAAACAUUUGGUUAUUUAACACAAAAUUUAAACUUCAUUAUCGUGGGGAAUAAAAACAAGUACUUCAAUAACAAAUCAUGAUAAAUAUCAUCAUCACUUAGGAAAAGUUAAUGAUAUUUUGAAUCAUUGCGUCAACGCUGCUUACAAAAACUACGACUUUUCGAUGUUGAUUCAAGUGAAAAAGUAUUGAUUUUUAUAAUCAAGUGUCGAUUUAAUACAAUAACAAAAUGUUAUUACAAGUUAAACAGCGUAUUAAAAAUUCAGUUGACAUGGUUAUAAGAAGGCAAUACAAUACGCAUUUAAGAAGCGUUAUGUGGAUAUCCAUUUUUAUUUUAAUACUCUGUUUUAUAAUAAUAAUUUUAACGUGGAUGACAAAUUAUAUCGAUGGAUUAAUUACUAGUGAAUUGCAGUUAAGAAAUGGCUCGUUAACAUUUUUAUGGUGGAAAACUCCUCUAGUAAAAGCUUUAUAUCGUAUUUAUAUUUUCAACUAUACUAAUAUCCAAUCUAGUGAAAUCAAUUUUGAAGAUAAGCUAAAAGUUCAAGAAGUUGGACCGUUCAUAUAUAAAGAAAAUCUUACAAGAGUAAAUUUACAAAUGAAUACUGAUGGAACUAUAACAUAUCAAGAAAAUCGAGUUUACGAUGAGAUGAGACAUAAUAAUAUAUCAUAUGAUUUAAUAUUGAAUGUUCCAAAUAUUCCUGUUUUGACAGCAAUAUCCUUAGUACGAGAAAUGAGUUUUUUGGUUCAAGUAUCAUUAACAGCUAUACUAUCUACUAUCCAAGCAAAAUCUUACAUUUCAAUUUCAGCAAAAGAAUUUCUUUGGGGUUAUGAUGAUGAAUUAUUUGAUUUUGCCCGUCAUUUCAUGAUGUGGAAUCAAAAUGCGCCAUUGUCCAAAAAAUUUGGAUUAUUAGCUCCGAAAGUAGGUUUAUCUGGAGAUCGCAUAACGAUUGAAACUGGCAUAAAUAAUUUAGAAAAGCUUGGAAAUACAGUAAAAAUUAAUAGAGGAACAUAUAAGUCAUUGGAAAUGAAUGAUAAAUGUAAUAUAAUCGAUGGUUCUGAUGGUAGCAUGUUUCCUCCAUUUUUAUUGCAUAAUCGUAAUCGAACUUUGAAAGUCUUUGCAAAAGAACUUUGUCGAACAAUUCAUUUUAGCUAUGUCGGUGAAAGCAUUUCACGAGGGCUUAAAACUUUUAGAUAUAAAAUGAAUGAACAUUCUUACACUCAACGAAAAAAUGUUGACACUCUAUGUGCAAAACCAAUUUGUUAUCAUAUCCACCAGAAAAAUUGUGAAUACAAAGGUUUAUUUGAUGUUUCUUCGUGCCAUUACGGAGCACCUAUUAUUGCAUCAUUUCCUCACUUCUAUCAUGGCGAUAAUUCUUUAUUCAAGAAUGUUGAUGGUCUUGAACCUCAAAGUGAUCUCCAUCAAACAUAUAUCGAUCUACAUCCACGUCUUGGAGUACCAAUUGAAGGAAGAUCCAGAAUGCAAAUGAAUAUUGUAGCCACUAAGGCAGAAAAUGUACCUUUCUUAGGUCCUAUUAUAGAUGGAACUUUAUUACCUGUUAUGUGGGUAGAAAUCGGAAUAGAUGAAUUGCCUGAUUCAAUUAUGAAAAUGUUAUAUCAUGCAUACUAUACUGUAAACAGUAUUCAAGUUAUUAUACAGUGCAUAAGUUUAUCAGGAUUUAUACUGUCAUGCAUAGUUUUGUACUCAAUUCGUGGAUUGAAUUAUUAAGAGUCUUUUCCAGAUUUUUUAUAGUUAAAUGUGUAUGUAAUGAGCUGCUUUCAAUAAUUUUUUUAUAAUGUUUUCAAAAAUAAUUUAUUUUAAAUGCAAUAAAUCCUUUGCUUAAGUAA
This is a messenger RNA of Trichogramma pretiosum, 2022 nucleotides long. RefSeq names its product lysosome membrane protein 2-like. NCBI's taxonomy places the organism in Eukaryota, Metazoa, Arthropoda, Insecta, Hymenoptera, Trichogrammatidae. Gene Ontology annotation, cellular component: cytoplasm; membrane. The transcript is spliced from 5 exons. Gene Ontology annotation, molecular function: scavenger receptor activity. The record is from RefSeq and is a predicted model, not a curated record. The coding region runs from base 407 to 1903 and encodes 498 amino acids.